Molecule: messenger RNA, 174 nt
Organism: Phytophthora nicotianae INRA-310
Lineage: Eukaryota; Oomycota; Peronosporomycetes; Peronosporales; Peronosporaceae
Exons: 3
Coding region: 1-174 (57 amino acids)
Source: RefSeq, a predicted model, not a curated record
AUGAAGAAGACGACGGCCGGAGUGAAUCCGUGUAAUAGAUUCGACAAUGCUGAGCUGUGCAUUUUGGUGGACAUCAUGCAGAUCCCGGAAGUGAUAACACGUGAGCGAACGAAUGCCACAGCGAUGGAGACUCUGUGCAUUAUUCUCUACAAGCUAUUCGUUCCCGAGGCUUGA